This is a messenger RNA of Biomphalaria glabrata, 3570 nucleotides long. RefSeq names its product chromosome-associated kinesin KIF4-like. Lineage: Eukaryota; Metazoa; Mollusca; Gastropoda; Planorbidae. Bases 1418 to 2740 code for a protein of 440 amino acids. The transcript is spliced from 8 exons. The record is from RefSeq and is a predicted model, not a curated record. Gene Ontology annotation, molecular function: protein binding.
AAAGUAAAUACAGUUGAUAUUUGUCUUACGAAAUGGUACAACAACAUGGCUGAAGGUUUUUGUUUGACCGUAGGCUAUAUGACGCCCACUUUUAUCAAUAAAGAGGAGAUUAUACGACUCUUUCAACAUGCUGACUACAAGUCUAAUCACUAUAAUAAACAAACAGGUAUAUAUACAGCACCUUUUGAUGGCGUCUAUAUAUUCUCAUUGAUGACUACAAACCUAACAGACAAAGAAGCUGUACUGUGUAUGUAUCUAAAAGACAAGAGUGACGAGGAAAUACCAAAAGCUGUUUGUCGAAUGUAGUACAGAAAUGUUUCUGUAUCUGUUGUAUUUCCAAUAGCAUUAGACAAAGGUGAACAACUGUAUAUCAAAUCAGCCGGUGACUGUCUAUCUUUACAACUGCGUUGUGACUCUCACUAUUGGUGUAUCUUUAUCAAAAGAUUUUAACAAGACAACAUAAUGUUCCUAAUGACAGAAACUGAUUGAGAUAAUUAACAACAAUACAGAAAGCAUAAAGACAUUUUGUUUUGUUAAAGCUGAUAUCAAUCAUCGUGAUAGAACUCUGUCAUAAUUUAUUUUGUAUUAAAUGUUUCAGUAUUUGUUGUGUUGCAAUGUUGUUGUUUAUUUUCUUUCAAUCCAAAUGUUGUACAAAUUAUAUGUAGUAGAAUAUAAAAUAAUGUAUUGAAACCCAGACUUGUAAUCACUGGGCUCUAUCAUUUUCAAUCAUUAUAACAUUUGUUUUCACUAGCCAUCAUGAAUCGGACAGGUCAACAUCGUCUGUCUCUCUCUCUCACUCUCGUUCCGCCGUUGCAUCCGUAACUGUAAUACGUAAUUAACCCAACAAUUUAAUAUUAUAAUUAAUAUUACUUUACUAUGGCACCUUCAAACACAUACUUCCAAUGUGACUAUCUCGAAUAUUAACAAAUAUUUGUUUAAAAAGUUGAUCCCUUUAACUCUCUCCCUUGUCUCAUGACAACCCUCUCAUAACUUCAUUCAGUCACUCCACCCCCUACACUCUAGAGUGUAGUUCAAUUUUGAAAAUACACCCAGACUCCAUUUGAGGGGGCCCCCAAAUGAAUGUCUGAUAUUUGUUUUUACAUUAAAUAUUACGCCAUUAUUUCAUCUCAUGAUGUCGAAUGACAAAAUGCGAGGCCCCUAAAGAGGUCAAGCCCACGAAUUCCUAUCUACGCCACUGAUGUCAAAAGUGUUAGUUUAUUCAAUCAAAUCAAAUCACAAUCACUUUGACCUGCGCAAGCAAUUAUCUUUUCAAAAAUUCUCAGCCCUUGCAGUAUUGUAUAUUUAUAGCUGAUAAGUAAAGGGAAUAUCCCAUAAAUUGGGAAUACCCAAAAUUACUUGUCAAUGAGUUGUCAAUAUUUGUUCCUUUCAGUGUCAGUCUUCUGUUUAGUAAAUUAAGAUGCGCCCGCUAAAACAAAGACAGAUCAUUUCUUUACACCUGGAAGUAUUAGAGAACGUCAGACAGAAAUUGGCAAGUCUGGACAAAUCAAUCAAAGACGUAAUAGAAAAGGGAGAGAAGUGGCUUAACGAGGACGACAAUGUUCAGACGUUUGUACAAAUGAAUCAGAUGAUAGUGGAUGAGAACUCUCGCUGUCUGAGAACUUGCCGAGACAUUGCAAAUGAAAAGGAAGAAACUGACCCGACAACUAAAGAUGAGGGUCUGAACACAGAAAUAUCUGAAACUAAGCCAGAUUUAACUUCAACAGUCAAAGGUUCAGUUGAGUAUGACAAUAGGAAAGGUAACGUUGAAGAAGUCUCUACAGAUAUAUCGACAAUGAAAGAUUUCAUUCAAACUACAGAAAGGAAUUACUCAACCCUGAGUGACCAACUUGAAACAUUAACAAAAUCUCUUACAAAGAAAAUUAAAUCUUUAAAGAAGAGAAAUACAGAACAAGACAAUAAGAUGGAAGAAAUGGUCAGACGACAGUCAGUUUCUGAAACUAGAACAGACUCAAAGUUUGAUGACGUCAUGAGUGAGCUCCACACUGCUAGUGAAUUUAUUAAAUACCAAACGGAUAUGUUAUCAGAGAAAGUUAAAAAGUGUGAAGAGUGUAACGAAACAAUUCUGAAGGAGCACAAGAUUUUAGAGAGCAAUUUAAAAUUGAAUGUAGACAAUCUUAGGAAACAAAUACAAAGUUGUCAAGAAACGACAACAAAUAUUUCAACUUCUGUUACGCAGAACAAAUCUUCAAUGGAAUCAACCUUGGAAAAGCUACAAAAUAAAUGUACAGAUAUUGAUGAAAAGAUUAUACAAUUUUCAAAUGAUUUGGAUGAAAUGUCUACAGAAAUGAUCGAACAAAAGUCCAAUAACACAGCUGAAUGCUUUUGUGUCGGUACAGGCAACAUAAUUGCUCAAGAUGUCAAGCAAGACAAGAUUGGCACCCUCUUCAUGGUUCGGUUCAACCUGGACGCUACACAAAAUCACUACGACACCAGUACUGGUACAUACACAACACCAUACGAUGGCCUCUUUUUAGUUAGCCUUAUGAUAGAAAACAACUUUAUUGGGGCGGUUCAAAUCCACGUAGUUACUAAAGACAGCAGUGAAGAGGACUAUGUACGUGGUGUAUGUAAAGCUGAUUCAGGUGCAACUGCCUGCACUUUUUUCCCUUUACCACUUAAAAGACACGAGAAGUUAUUUCUAAAAGGCCAUGUGAAUUAUAAACAUUUGGUUUUGGGUCCAAAUACAACAUUCUCAUGCAUUCUUAUUAGCAAAAUGUAAUUUAAAAAAAAUAUAUUUAUAUUUGAUCUACAAAAUGCCAAAGUAAUGAUGUAUGAAUGUACUAUAUAUGUACAGACAGAUGGAUUAACUAUGUAUAAGAUUUGUGAAAACAUUAUCUUUUUUUCUGAAGCGCAUGGUAGUCCUCGUUUGUUUGAAAUAUCAGAAAUGUUAUUUUCUGCUCACAUAAAGUUUAUUAUGAAAUAAAAAUUAAAAAUUAAAAAAAAGAUUGAAAUUAAGUUUUAGUUUUUUUUUUUAAAUGAGUAAAAGAGACACAAGUUCUUUAUCAAUAGUUAAGUUCUUUUAACCUUUCCUUCCACCCCCCAUCUCCCUGUCAUAAAACAAACAAUCCAGUAAGAACAAUGAACUAACACUUCCCUAACACUUCCCUAUUAGUACACAUGUGUUUUAACUUUAAAAAUACAAAAGCAACAAUUGACUUGUCUGUAACAUAUACUCUUUGUCUCUAGUGUCUCACCCAGACUUCGAUGUGCAGCUUUAGUGUUCAUUUGAAAAAUAAAUUUCCGACGAAAUGUUCCCGUUGCAUACAUAUUAAAUUGUAUGUUUUUUCAUUUUAUGUUUUGCCUAAUUGUUGUCAUUCAAUUUAUUAUGUGUCCAUUUAUAUCAGGAGGAGCGCAUCGUUGUGAGUAUGAUUAUGGACCUCAUCGGAAUAUUAAAAUUACUGAUGUUAUAAUUUCAUUGUCAAACUACUUUAGAGUUAUGAUAAACUUGAUUAUUUAUAUGUGAGAAUUUUUGUUAUAUUUCAGAUUGACAUCCUACACUUAUCUAUUUUCUAUAUGCAUCUACUAAUAAACAAACAAUAAAACAACAAU